CUCCCUAUAGCCCAUACGACCACAACGACAGAAUUUGCAAGUACGCUUCCAUGAAGCUCCUCACCGUCGCCCUCGCUGGACUGGUGGCGCUCGUCGCUGCCUCGCCAGUCGAGACUACCAUCGCUGCUGCGGCUUCCGUGUACAAGAACGACGAUGUCCACAAGUGAGUCACUUCGCCUUCUCUCGAUGCCAUUAGAGGGUAACAUACUGAUUGUCAACAGAUACAAGUGCGAUAGUGACAAAUAUGUCCUCUCUUGUCUCCGCUCCGGCACCUGCUCUUUCGUCGAGAAUUGUUUCGUCAAGUGCAAAGUCAACAGCGACGGCGCCGAGUGCACCGGUUCAGCUACUGAUACCAGUGUUGAGAAUCAGGCUGUUGGCCGCCCUUCAGCCAUGCACCUGAGCAACGACGUAGUCAAGUACUCCUGCACCCAGGAUGAUUGGAUCCUCGCCUGCCCCGUCAACGCUGCUUGCGCCACCAUCGAGUACUGCCUGGUCAAGUGCAUUGCGAACGAGCGAGGUGCUGAGUGCUCGCCCGGUACAUCCGAGAAGCGUGAGAUCGAAUCCGAGGUCGAUAUCGAGGAGAAGAAGACCUACCAGUGCGCCAAGGAUCGCACUGGUGUCUUGGUUUGUCAGUACGGCUUCUGCCAAACUGACCACUAUUGCAACAGGGGCUGGAAGUGUCGCGACAAUUGCAAGUGCUGCAAGAAGUCCAACAUGUUUGCCCGAGAGAUUAACGACGUCGAGACUACUGAGGUAAGUUCACAGUCUAAGGACAUUCCCGCUGCCUUUCCAUCUGUCUCUUCUGCCCCAAUUGUUCCGACCACCACAUACGGUCCUUGCAGGCGAUACCAAGGAGGACUCUCAUAUUGUCGCGAGAGUAUCUCCAUGGCUUUCGUGUGCGACCCUGCCGACUACAUGUGGAAGCCGAUUAGCAAGUGUGCUGGUCGCGCUUGAUGUAUGCUGCAAGUCCUCUCAACUGAGAUGCAUCGUCAACACAAGAGCUUGAUUUAUGCUGCAAAGCGCAUCGCGACAAUUCGAAUGCAGCUAACAA
Molecule: messenger RNA, 1051 nt
Organism: Alternaria rosae
Lineage: Eukaryota; Fungi; Ascomycota; Dothideomycetes; Pleosporales; Pleosporaceae
Exons: 2
Coding region: 154-954 (266 amino acids)
Source: RefSeq, a predicted model, not a curated record